AUAAAUUUUUAUUGGGUUUCCUUCGUUUAAUUAAAUAUUUAGUUCAACUUCUCUCAAAAAAUUUGUUCUUUUGUUACAGAAAAUCAUAUAUUUUGAAAUUUUUAUUUGAAGCAGCUCAGUUACAUACAAAUUUUAGUUUGGAUUAUAACAAAGCUUAGAAGUUAUGUUGCAGUUUUUCUUCAGAGAUAAGUUUUGACAUUUUUAAUUGAAUUGAUUUUCAACUUUGAAUGGAAAAAAAUUUUGAAAUAUCAGUUUGUAUUGAAAAUUUAACUUUUACAAGUUGACUUUUUUGAAUGUCGUGUUGCGGAAAGUCGAACCGAAUUGAUUCGGCCGAGCGAAUUGAAGUAAGAGUCGAGCCGAAAACUACAAAACCGAAACAGAAGAAUACGACGACCAAAUCGAAACAUCGGCGAAAGGGAUCGGGGGGAAGUAUAAGCAUAAGUGUGGACUUUGGAGGCCAUGAUAGUCGGGAACAUAGAGUUGUGCACCACCACCAUUACCAUCAUGACCAAGACCAUGACCAUGAUCACGUGACUGCAGAUCCGAAAGAAGAAGGUUGUGACGAAGGUGAGCCAGCCGAAGAAGUAGCAGAUUUGGAACCCGACGAGGAACCGUUGGCAGAACCCGAGCCCGAGGGGGAUCCUGAACCAGAACCCGAACCCGAAUCAGAACCCGAACCCGAACCAGAACCCGAGGCGGAGCCCGAACCGGAAGAGGAACCCGAACCCGAACCCGAACCCGAAGAGGAACCCGAACCCGAACCCGAAGAGGAACCCGAACCCGAACCCGAGGAGGAGCCCGAACCCGAAGAGGAACCCGAACCCGAACCCGAAGAGGAACCCGAACCCGAACCCGAACCCGAACCCGAGGAGGAGCCCGAACCCGAAGAGGAACCCGAACCCGAACCCGAGGAGGAGCCCGAGCCCGAAGAGGAACCCGAACCCGAACCCGAGGAGGAACCCGAUGAAUGA
Molecule: messenger RNA, 971 nt
Organism: Symsagittifera roscoffensis
Lineage: Eukaryota; Metazoa; Xenacoelomorpha; Acoela; Convolutidae
Product: protein TsetseEP-like
Exons: 2
Coding region: 294-971 (225 amino acids)
Source: RefSeq, a predicted model, not a curated record